CCCCGGUGACGUCAGGCCGCGGUGAAGAUGGCGGCGGGCCCGGGCCGGUGUCGCCGCCCGCGCUGAGGCCGGAGCCGCCACCAUGAGCGGCUCUGCGGACGCCGCGAAGGAGAAGCUGCUGUGGAACGUGAAGAAGGAGGUAAAGCAGAUCAUGGAAGAAGCUGUGACACGGAAGUUUGUCCAUGAAGACAGCAGUCACAUCAUCGCCCUGUGUGGCGUGGUGGAGGCGUGUCUGCUGCACAUGCUGAGGCGCAGGGCCGCCGGCUUCCUGCGCUCCGACAAGGUGGCCGCGCUCUUCACCAAGGUGGGCAAGACCUGUCCCAUCGCUGGGGACGUGUGCAAGAAGGUGCAGGAGCUGCAGCAGCAGGUGGAGAGCAGGAAAAACCAGCCCAGUGGGCAGGAACCCCUCAAGAGACAGGGAUCAACCACGAGCAAGACUCCUGUCCUGACCCCUCAGGCCAUCAAACACAUCUGGGUCCGGACAGCCUUGAUUGAGAAGGUGCUCGACAGGAUCGUGCAGUACAUUGUUGACAACUGCAGUAAAUAUUAUGAGAAAGAAGCUUUACUCGCAGAUCCUGUUUGUGGCCCAAUACUGGCUUCUCUUCUGGUUGGUCCCUGUGCUCUGGAGUACACCAAGCUGAAGACAGCUGAUCACUACUGGACAGACCCUUCUGCCGACGAGCUGGUGCAGCGGCACCGCAUCCAGGGCGUGCACGGCCGCCAGGACUCGCCCUCCAAGCGCCCAGCCCUGGGAAUCCGGAAGCGCCAUUCCAGCGGGAGCACGUCCGAAGAUCCCUUUGCUGCCUCAGCCAGGGAGUACGUGGAGUCCCUGCACCAGAACUCCCGGACACACCUCCUGUACGGCAAGAACAACGUCCUGGUGCAGCCGAAAGAUGACCUGGAAGCAAUUCCUGGGUAUCUCUCCCUUCAUCAGUCAGCAGAUAAUUUGACAUUAAAAUGGACUCCAAACCAGUUGAUGAAUGGAACCCUUGGAGAUUCAGAGCUGGAGAAAAGUGUUUACUGGGACUACGCACUGAUAGUGCCACUGAGCCAGAUUGUCUGCAUCCACUGCCACCAGCAACCAGAAAGCAGAUGGACAUUAGUCUUGGUGAGCCAGGAUGGAACUCAGAAGCCUCCACUGCACUUCCCCCAAGGAGGGCACCUCCUCGCCUUCCUGUCCUGUCUGGAAAAUGGUCUCCUGCCUCGUGGUCAGCUGGAGCCACCACUGUGGUCCCAGCAGGGCAAGGGUAAGGUAUUUCCAAAGCUUCGAAAGCGGAACAGCAAUAAAUCCGUGGACAUGGAGGAGGGGCCAGCUGAGGACACGUCCACAGACUACGUGUUCAGAAUUAUCUAUCCCGGACACAAACACGACAACAUAACUAUUAACUACCACCACUUAGCUGCCAGCCGCUCUACCUCUGUUGACGAUGAUGAGGAGGAGGAAGAUAAGCUACACGCAAUGCUAUCAAUGAUCUGCUCUCGGAACCUCACAGCUCCUAAUAGGAUGAAAGACAGUGGUGAGAUGAUAGAGAUGCAAGGCUUUGGGGCAAACCUGCUCUCCUGGCAGCUGGAGCACUGCAGCCAGGGCUCCUCCUGUGUGUCCUGCUCCACAGGCAGCUCUCCCUACGACAUUCCCAGCUGCUGCAACUGCAUCCACGACCGAACUCCACUAAAGAUGUUGUGUGAAAGCAUGAAGAGGCAGAUCAUUUCCAGAGCCUUUUAUGGAUGGCUGGCCCACUGCCGGCACUUGUCGACGGUGCGGACCCACCUCUCGGCCCUGGUGAACCACAACAUCGUCCCCCCGGACCGGCCCUGCAGCGCCGCAGGGGGCCUCACCAAGGAGGUCUGGAGCAAGUACCAGAAGGACAAGAAGAACUACAAGGAACUGGAAUUACUGAGGAGAGUUUACUAUGGCGGGGUGCAGCACGAGAUUCGGAAGGAAGUGUGGCCGUUCUUGUUGGGUCACUACAAAUUCGGGAUGGCCAAGAAAGAGAUGGACCAGGUGGACGCAGACAUCGCUCUGCAGUACCAGAAGGUGAUGGCAGAGUGGAAGGCCUGCGAGGUCGUUGUGAAGCAGCGAGAGAAGGAGUCGCACUCGGCCACGCUGGCCAAGUUCUCGUCGGGCAGCAGCAUCGACAGCCACGUCCAGCGGCUCAUCCACAGGGACUCCACCAUCAGCAACGAUGUGUUCAUAUCUGUGGAUGAAACGGACUCAGUGGAGCAGGAGCCCAAAGGGCAGGACGAGCCCCCGUUCCCGGCGGUGCCGCCCGACACGCCCGCGCCCGUGGCCGUGGAGUUCGACUCCCCCGACUCAGGGCUCCCCUCCUCCAGGAACUACUCGGUGGCCUCGGGCAUCCUGUCCAGCAUUGACGACGGGCAGAGCGGCUCCUUCGAGGAAGGGGCUGAAGAAGAAGGCAGUGCUGAGGUGGGGAGGACUGACCCCGGCACACCACGGGUGCAGAGAGCCAAGGCAGUGGUGCUGCAGUCUCAAGACUCUGUCUCAGAGGAGCAGCUGUGUUCCCAGGUGGAUUAUUUAAUGGAUGUGGCUUCUGUCUGUGCUGCAUCCUACACAAUAGAGUUAUUGGACACUGUUGCCUUAAAUUUGCACAGAAUUGAUAAAGAUGUCCAGAGAUGUGACCGGAAUUACUGGUAUUUUACUGCCGAGAACCUGGAGAAGCUCCGAAAUGUCAUGUGCAGCUAUGUCUGGGAGCACCUAGAAGUUGGUUAUGUCCAAGGCAUGUGUGACCUCCUGGCUCCUUUGAUGGUUAUCCUUGACAAUGAUCAGCUGGCCUACAGCUGCUUCAGCCACCUGAUGAAGAGGAUGAGCCAGAACUUUCCCAAUGGAGGUGCUAUGGACACCCACUUUGCCAACAUGCGCUCCCUGAUCCAGAUUCUGGACUCAGAGCUUUUUGAACUGAUGCACCAAAAUGGAGAUUACACUCACUUUUACUUCUGCUAUCGCUGGUUCCUGCUUGACUUUAAAAGAGAAUUGUUGUACGAGGAUGUAUUUACAGUGUGGGAAGUUAUUUGGGCAGCAAAGCACAUCUCUUCAGAACAUUUUGUCCUUUUCAUUGCCUUAGCACUUGUGGAAGUUUAUCGAGAGAUUAUCCGUGAUAACAACAUGGACUUCACUGAUAUCAUCAAGUUUUUUAAUGAGAUGGCCGAGCACCACGAUGCUGCAGAGAUCCUGAGGAUAGCCAGAGACCUGGUCUACAAAGUGCAGACACUGAUUGAGAACAAGUGACCGUGGACAGACUGUUCCUGUGAGCCAUCAGAGGGAGCAUUCCUUGCACUGUAAUUCCAAAUGGUGUUUUAAUUGCAUCUUCCAUGUAAUGUAAUAAAUAGCGAGGAGAUUUGUAACAGACUUUUAAAACCAGAACUUUCCCUUCACCAGAUGAGGUUGGUGUUUGAUAGUCCUUGUUACACCCACUUUGUAUUUCUAGACAAAAUCUUUUUGCAUUCUCUGUUUCCCUCUCCACAAGACAUCUAUCUACAUCUCUGUGAUGUUAAGAGCGGGGAUCUGACAUUCUGGAACAUUUUUAUUUUGACUUACUGCACCUUUAAGGCCUGGAUGCACGUCUUGUGCUCUGCCAGGAGCUUCCAUGGAGGCAGGGCUGGAUCCAGUGUCACAGGUGUUGAAUUGGGUCCUGGGAGGAGCAUGGUCCUGGACUCACUGUCUUUGCCUUGAACGUGGAUGAGAAUGUGUCUGAGCUCAUGUUGCUAAAACAUUUGAGUUUGUACUGAAGUCGAUAAGAUUCCUAGCUGGGAGAAUGGCCUUAAACUAAGUAACAGUUCAUGGGAGCAGUGAUGAGCUCAUUAGCUAAAACACCAGUUUAGCCUUGGCUGACUGGCUCACACUGCUCAGUCUUCAUGGCCCACACAGCCCUGCCUUCAUUUUGCUUUGCAAACUGACCUUGCCCCCAUUUCCAGCUGCCAGGACCUGCCUCCUGUUGUUCAGGUGAGCAGGUUCAGCCCACAGACAGGUCCCUGCUCACCUUGGCAGCUCCUGCUCUGUGCUGUGCAGAGCCAUGGAUUCAGCUCCCAUGGUACAGAGCCUCCUCCAGAUCACUUACUGCACACUCCUCCUCCUCCUCUUCCUCCCUGCUCUGCAGAGCUUUCUGGGAGGAAUCUCCAUGGGAUUCUGUGAACACAGACCAGGUGCUGGUGUCCAUGAGCAGGAUGACCCUUGCCAGGUGAAGGGGCUCUGAUGCUGUGCCAGCCCUGUGCUGGGGUGGAGCUCCUGCUGUCUGUGUGCCCUGGAUGGUCUGUGCCCGUCCCUCCGGCCGGGCCUCGUGCCCAGGGAGCAGGUCCUGGCUCUGGGGCCUCCUCUUCAUCACACUGUACAAUUCACCUGUGCUCUGCCUGCCCUCCCCAGCUGCAUGUUGUUGCCAAGUGAAAGUGGAUCCUGGUCAGCCAGAGGGAGGGAGCAGGUUCUUGCUGCAGGUUCCAUGGAUGUAUGUGACCCUGCUCCCAGAACUUGGGACUUAGCUUAAGCACUUCAAGUAUUCCAAAGUGUUCCCCCCUUUGCCAUUAGAACCUUUGAAAAAAAAAAAUAACCACGACUUUGAAUCUGAAUUUUUGUGUUUCUGCUUUUUUGGUUUUUUUUUUUUUUUUUUUUUUUUUUUAUCCUUCAGAGCAGCCAGUUACACAGCUGUGUUUCCAUGAGCAACUCUGUGCUCUUCAUGGCACAGUUUGGGCUGGUCCCAGUCAAACCCCCUGCCAUGGGCAGGGACACCCUCUCCAGGCCAGGUUGCUCAGUUUACAUGACUUACACCUGCUCACAGGAGCUUUUAAAAAUCAGAUUUUAGCAAAAAGGGGGGGUAGGGAUUAAAAUUAUUUUUUGAUGAUUCAAAUAUCGAUGGGAAGGAUUUGCUCCAGUAACCCUGCUCUGGGGGCACCCUUGUGCUCUGCUGGACCUGAAAAUGGUCAAUAAUGGUCUGCAAAGGGAAAAACAGACCCCCAGUGCUGAGCUCAGGAGCCAAGGCCUCCCUUAAACUGGUCUUGCAGAAUUUGAGGGGAAGGUGAAGAACCCCCAGCCCAAGGCCCCCUCCCUGGUGUUGGCACGUGGCCAGGGCUCUGUGCCAGGCACUGCUGAGGCUGCAGGGCAGGAACCCCCCGGGCACCACCCCUGGCAGUCACAGCAGGAGAAGGUCCUGAGGGUCUGUGGUGGGGCUGAGCCCCCUGAGCUCCAGCUGUGCCCAACCACGGCCCCGACAACGCUUCAGGUGUCUGAAGGAUUCAGUCUGUUCACCUGAAAACUGAAAGAGUAUUUUUUAAGAGUGAGAAAACCUCCAACUCCCAGAGCCUGAGGAGUGAUGGAUGUACAGAUAAAACUGCACUAUUUUCCUUUGGUACGUUGGGAAUGUUCUGUACAGCUGUUUCACACAAACCCAGUCUGCAACUUCACUGUAUUUGUUACAACAUUCUGUUUGAUUGGAUUUUAUCAAUGUUGUGUAUUAUUUAUUUUUGUUGGGAGCAGACUAUUCUCUUUAUCGCUCAAUUAUUUAUGUUUAAAUGUAACAUAUGAAUAAAUACUUAUCAUCAAGGCA
This is a messenger RNA of Pseudopipra pipra, 5549 nucleotides long. RefSeq names its product small G protein signaling modulator 2 (gene SGSM2). The transcript is spliced from 24 exons. Gene Ontology annotation, biological process: activation of GTPase activity. Gene Ontology annotation, molecular function: GTPase activator activity. NCBI's taxonomy places the organism in Eukaryota, Metazoa, Chordata, Aves, Passeriformes, Pipridae. The record is from RefSeq and is a predicted model, not a curated record. The coding region runs from base 83 to 3244 and encodes 1053 amino acids.